AUGUCGUCUUCUGUUCACUUCAAAUUCAAGUCCCAAAAAGAACCAUCAAGGGUGACUUUUGACGGCACAGGAAUAUCAGUAUUUGAACUGAAGCGAGAAAUCAUCACCCAAAACAGAUUAGGCGAUGGCAGUGACUUUGAAUUGUCCAUCUACAACGAGGAUACUAAAGAAGAAUACGAUGACGAUACAGCGAUUAUCCCACGUUCAACCUCCGUCAUAGCGCGCAGACUCCCCGCAGCGCGACCAGGAAAAGGUGGUGCUGCUCGCUAUGUCUCUGGAAAAAUGCCUGUUAUGGCACGCACGUCUACACGAACCGAUUUGCCUUCGUCGGGUCGAAAUACAGGUGGUGCUGGUGACAAGUCCACUAUCCCGGGGCUUGAUAGCGCACAAACAGAAGAUGAAAAGAUCGAUGCUCUGUUCAACUUGCAGGCGAACCAGUGGAAGGAACAACAGCAAGAAAUGGCCAAUGCGGUUCCAGUUGGCGCUGGAAGGGGCCGAGGAAGGCCAUUAAAUGUACCAGAUCAUCCACCUCCUCCGGGUUAUCUUUGCUAUCGUUGCAGGGAGAAGGGUCAUUGGAUUCAAGCCUGUCCAACAAAUAACGAUCCCAAGUUUGACGGUCGGUACCGUGUUAAGAGAUCUACUGGCAUCCCUCGGUCUUUGCAAACAAAGAUAGAAAAGUCCGCAGCCAUGGCUGUAGAUGGAUCCUCAGAGGACCUCAAAAACUCUGGCGUGAUGGUGAACGCUGACGGUGACUUUGUUGUUGCCAACCCCGAUAAGGCCGCUUGGGAGGUGUAUCAAGAAAAAAUGAAAGCUUCUGCAGCCGCCGCCGCGGAGGCUGCUGCCGCUGAAGGCAGCAAAGAACUUCGAGCUAGAGGAUUGGAAUGCCCAGUUGACAAGCGUAUGUUCCUAGAACCAACCAAGACACCCUGCUGUCAACAAACAUAUUGCAAUGAAUGCAUCACCAAUGCUCUCAUUGAGAGUGAUUUUGUUUGCCCGGGAUGUUCUACUGAAGGUGUAUUGCUGGACAACCUUACAGCCGAUGAUGAGGCAGUCUCUAAGAUUAAAACAUACGAGGCUGAGAAGGCUGAAGAAAAGAAAGAGAAGGAAAAGCAGGAGCAAGUUGAGAAAUCAAAUGAAACCCAAGAGAAAGACGACGAAACACCCAAGGAAACCCCCCAUCCUACUACAACUGCGUCCCCCUCUGCCGUACAAGAUAAGCCCGAAACAAGCCAGGGCAAGAAGAGACCGGCAGAAGAUGAGCCUGAAAGCGAAGAAACCCCUGAAUCAUCUCUCGCUGCAAAGAAACCGAAGCCCGACGACCAGCAAAGCGACACGGAUGCGCCGCAAAAUGCAACUCAAGACAAUGCCGCAAACAUGAUGCCAUUUCCCUUCAACCAACAGAUGCCAUUCCCCAACCCGGCAUUCUCUCAGCCCCAUGGUAUGCCCUCAAUGCCUUUCCCAGAUAACAGUUUCAUGACCAAUGGAAUGGGCAUGAUGAACCCUAUGAUGGCUAUGAACUUUCAGCAGCAAGGAAACAAUGGCUGGAACCCAAUGGGUGGAGGCAACUUUGGCUUCCCGGGUAAUGGAAUGUUUGGAGAUGGUUCUAUGUUUCCCGGGAAUAACUUUGACCAAGUUAACUCAUUCAAUCCAAUGCAAGGCGGGCAGUCAAAUAAUUUCAUGCAAGCACAGUCUAUACAAGCACAGUCUGGAUAUCCAUAUGGUGGUGUAGGGAUGAAUGGGUUCCCGAACCCACAACGAGCGAGCUUCAAUACCCCCGCCAGCAACGACGAUAAUGCGUACUUUCGCCAGCCAGUGAAUCCACACAGGCACCAAGCGAGGCAACGCCGAAUCCGACCAAGUGAUUACCGUGAGCUGUAA
Talaromyces rugulosus is the source of this 1878-nucleotide messenger RNA. RefSeq lists its product as uncharacterized. Gene Ontology annotation, molecular function: zinc ion binding; ubiquitin protein ligase activity; nucleic acid binding. The record is from RefSeq and is a predicted model, not a curated record. NCBI's taxonomy places the organism in Eukaryota, Fungi, Ascomycota, Eurotiomycetes, Eurotiales, Trichocomaceae. Bases 1 to 1878 code for a protein of 625 amino acids. The transcript is spliced from 3 exons. Gene Ontology annotation, cellular component: nucleus. Gene Ontology annotation, biological process: ubiquitin-dependent protein catabolic process; mRNA processing; protein ubiquitination.